Messenger RNA from Apis dorsata (giant honeybee), 1012 nucleotides. RefSeq names its product 39S ribosomal protein L43, mitochondrial (gene mRpL43). The record is from RefSeq and is a predicted model, not a curated record. Gene Ontology annotation, biological process: mitochondrial translation. NCBI's taxonomy places the organism in Eukaryota, Metazoa, Arthropoda, Insecta, Hymenoptera, Apidae. The coding region runs from base 393 to 968 and encodes 191 amino acids. Gene Ontology annotation, molecular function: structural constituent of ribosome. Gene Ontology annotation, cellular component: mitochondrial large ribosomal subunit. The transcript is spliced from 6 exons.
UUUUGAAGAUCGUGUAUUAUACGGACAGAGCGGUGGUCGCAGAUUUAGUUAUAAAAAAAGAAAGACUUGCAGCGGAAAUGGAAUAUUUAGUGCUCCUCCCGGUGUCAGUCCCCAUCAUGUUAAAUCAUCCAUUAUCCGUCGCAAUACAAAUGGAUCUCGAUUAAUUUUUGUAUGGCCACAGAAACCACCUAGAAGUAGAUUGUUAAGAAUUUUAGCUCCGCUCAUGCAUGGCAUUCUCAUUGGUUUUUUAUUUAUGGAUGCUAUUCAUCUUUGGCCAGGAGAAUUUUUACCUACAUCGUUGCCUUCUAUAAUACCUGUUCCUUUACCACCUGUAAAAUUUAAUACUUAGGAAAGAGUGAAUACGAAAGAUAUAUUUUCAGCAGUGAACAAAAAUGUCGAAUAAACAUCUAUUUCAAAAAUAUGGAUUUUUGCGUGCACCCUUUGCCAUUGGUGUUGGUCGUUAUGUGUGUCAAUUACAAAGAGUAACUAUAAAAUUUUGUAAAAAUCACGGUGCUAGUCUUGGAGCUAGGAAUUUUAUAGAAUAUGAUUUAAUUAAUUAUGCAAAAGAAAAUCCUGGAGUUGUAGUAUAUGUUAAACCAAGAAGACAUAAACAUCCAAUUUUAAAAGCGGAAUAUUUAAAUGGAGAGACACAUUGGAUGUCUAUUGCUAAUUAUAGUAGAGAGGAUAUUAUACAAUGGAUGGAAUUAUUAAAAACUCAGUAUCAUAAUGGUCCAGAUUACAGAUUACUUAAAUUAUGGCACACAGAUUUUCCUUCUAUUCAAGGACCUUGGACACCUUUUACUUUUAAAGAAUCAUCUUUGAAUCAAAUUCAAUUUCCAAAUAAAAAAUUUGGAGAAUGUAUUAAAUUGGAACCAACAGCUACAGAGGAAUUGAUUAGAUUGUUUAAAGAACAACAAGAAGCUGAAAAACUCAAUGAAGAAAAUAAGAUUCAAGAAAAUGUUAAUUAAAUGAUAAUUUUCAAAUGUUAAAUAAUUAACUAAAAAUUAAAUUA